GAGAAGAGGAUCCGAGAGGCGAGGAAUAAAAUUUGUUCUCGAAAAUACCCAAAAACAGAAUCAUUCAAUAUAUAUAUAUAAUAUAUUAAUAGAAGAUUAUGGAUAAAAUAAAAUUUUGAAAAUAAAAAAGUUUAUUCAAAGAAAGGCAGCAAAAAGGAAGGGAAACAAUGCCCAUCGACAUAACCACAGGGACAAAAGCGACGUUACCAGAGGUCCCUUUUCUUCUUUAACGAAUUUUUGGGAGAAAAAAAAAAAAAAAACCACAAUGGCACCUAGCGGAAAUUCAGAGAACAGUCUUUGAUUUCUUUCUCUCCUCUCCGUAAACCCUAGGUUUUAUGUUUUUGUUUUCUCUUUCUCCUUCAUUUUGCGGCCAUGGAAGUCUCUGAUCGGUCUUCGAGACUGAUUUUUUGAGGCGUUGUAGAGUCUUAAUUCUUUUGCCGUUUUUUUUUUUUUUUUGAGUUUUUUUGGUUUGUGAUUUGGUUGUAAAAAAUGGAGGCUUUGAUCGAGCUCUGCGAUCUGAUAGCGCAGAAUCCGGUGCAAUUUUCCGAGAAGCUGUCGUGGAUUUGCGGUCGUUGUCCGCCUCCUGAGUCACUUCUCGAGGGAUCUCCGAGAGUUUCGAGGUCUCAGCUCAAUGCCGUGCUCGCCAUCGCUCGGUUCCUCUCCAAGUGCCAAGAUUCCGCCGAUCUCCGACCUAAAUCAGUGGUCCUCGAGUUCCUUCGCUUCAUUCCCGCAUCGUUUAACCAGUCAUUUUGGCCGCAGUCCUUCGGGAACGAUGCGAUCGCUUCGUUCUUCGCUGAUUUCUUGGGAUACGUGUCGAAAGCCGCCGAAUUGUCACCUGAUUUCGCCACCGAGAUUGCCGGGGUCACCGGCGACGUGGUGGUUUCAGCUAUUAGCAAUGCCAGCGCAGAUUUGGGGAUUUCUAGGGUUUUUCUCACGGCUCUGUCUCAGAGUUUCCCUCCAAUUUCGGCUUCUGAUGCGGAGAGACUGGUUAAUCUUCUUCUUGAUCAGCUUGCAGCCUCCGGAACUAUUGUUGCUCAAUCACCAGCGACGCCUAGGGAACAAAUUACUGCAAAUUCCGAGACGUCAUCGUCGCAGAGCUCACCUUUGAGCCUGAACCAUUCCCAACCCCACGGUGGAAGUUCGAGCCCUGGGAAUGAGGCCAGCAAUGUGUCCGGUUCUUCGGGAAGUGCGGCUUCGCGGAUUGCAGAUGAUGCCACCAGUGCGUCAUCGCGUGGGUCCAUGAUGAUGAAUGGGGGGAGCAUUUUGUGGAAGAGUGGUGUUGAUCAAUUGGGUGUGAAUUUUGGGUACAAUGAUGGAGGUGGAGCUAUGCUACUCAGGCAGCAAGUUUCUUCAUUUGAGGAAGAGUCUGUGGAAAGUUUAGAGAAGCAAGAGAUUGCUUUCAAAUUGAUUGCUCACAUUUUGGAGAAAUGCUGCAUUGACAUGGGGCUUUUGGAGCAGGUUAGGUUCAUAGCCAAGAGGCAGCUACAGUCCCUGACAGUUUUUCUAAAGAUAAGGAAACGGGAUUGGAAUGAACAUGGGACACUUUUGAAAGCUAGAAUCAAUACGAAACUGUUAGUAUAUAAAGCUGCUGCCAAGUUGACUCUUAAGACUCUUGAUUGCUUCCAUUCUGAUGGGAAAUUGGCUAAAAAGUUGGCACAUGAAACUCUAGCAUUAUUCAUGGAUGCUGCUGAGUCAUGUUUACUCUCCGUUUGGCGGAAGUUGCGAAUUUGUGAAGAGCUCUUCGGUUCUUUGCUUGCUGGGCUUUCACAAAUUGCAGUCCAUCGAGGAGGGCAAUCACUGCGAAUUUUGCUCAUCCGCCUAAAACCAGUCAUUUUAACUGUAUGCACUCAGGCUGAUACUUGGGCCACCAGCCAGGGAGCAAUGUUUGAGAGUGUCAUGAAAACAACUUGUCAGAUAAUUGAAUCUUGCUGGGCUAAGGAGCGAGCUCCUGUGGACACAUUCAUUAUGGGAUUAGCUACAAGCAUCCGUGAACGAAAUGAUUACGAGGAACAGGUUGAUAAAGACAAAGAGACUAUCCCGGUCAUGCAGCUUAAUGUUAUUCGCUUGCUAGCAGAUCUGAAUGUUGCUGUUAACAAGUCUGAAGUGGUGGACAUGAUAUUACCUCUGUUUAUUGAGAGCUUGGAGGAGGGUGAUGCUUCAACUCCUAGUUUAUUGCGACUUCGACUCCUUGAUGCUGUAUCUCGCAUGGCAAGUUUGGGUUUUGAGAAGUCCUAUCGUGAGACAGUUGUUUUGAUGACAAGAAGUUACUUAAAUAAACUUUCAAGUGUAGGAUCUGCUGAAAGCAAAACAGUGGCAGCUGAAGCCACAACAGAACGUGUUGAGACUCUUCCUUCAGGAUUUCAUUUGAUUGCCAGUGGUCUUACAAAUACUAAGCUGCGUGCAGACUAUCGUCACCGUUUGUUAUCUUUGUGUUCAGAUGUAGGUCUGGCUGCUGAGUCCAAAAGUGGAAGGAGUGGAGCAGAUUUUCUUGGACCUCUUCUUCCUGCUGUUGCUGAAAUAUGUUCCGAUUUUGAUCCUUCUGUAGAUGUGGAACCUUCGCUUCUCAAAUUAUUUCGCAACUUAUGGUUCUAUAUUGCUCUCUUUGGUUUAGCACCUCCAAUUCAAAAAAUUCAACAUCCGACCAAGCCUGUAUCCACUACAUUAAACAGUGUGGGUAGCAUGGGCACAAUUGCUCUCCAAGCUGUUGGUGGACCAUACAUGUGGAAUACACAAUGGUCUUCUGCUGUGCAGCAAAUUGCUCAAGGGACUCCUUCACUUGUUGUUAGUUCAGUGAAAUGGCUUGAAGAUGAGUUGGAACUCAAUGCUCUUCACAACCCUGGUAGCCGUCGAGGAAGUGGCAAUGAGAAAGCUGCUGUAAGCCAAAGGGCUGCCCUCUCAGCUGCUCUAGGAGGGCGAGUUGAUGUUGGAUCAAUGAAUACAAUUUCAGGUGUCAAAGCUACAUAUCUUCUUGCGGUAGCAUUUUUGGAGAUUAUACGUUUCAGUAGUAAUGGUGGUGUUAUUAAUGGUGGCACUAGUUUAAACGCUUCUAGAAGUGCAUUCAGUUGUGUGUUUGAAUACCUAAAAUCACCGAAUCUUAUGCCAGCUGUCUUCCAAUGUUUAAUGGCAAUUGUCCACAGAGCUUUUGAAACAGCAGUGUUGUGGUUGGAAGAUCGGAUUUCAGAAACUGGCAUGAAAGCUGAGUACAGAGAGUCAACUCUGUCUGCCCAUGCUUGUUUUCUGAUCAAAAGUAUGUCCCAGAGGGAGGAACAUAUUCGUGAUGUUGCUGUUAACUUGUUGGCCCAACUUAGAGAUAAAUUUCCACAGGUUUUGUGGAAUUCAUCUUGUUUUGAUUCCCUGCUAUUCUCAAUGCAUAAUGACUCACCUUCUGUUGUUGUCAACGAUCCUAGCUGGAUGGUGACAGUGCGUUCUUUGUACCAAAAAAUUGUUCGAGAAUGGAUUAUUAAAUCACUUUCACACGCACCUUGUACUACCCAGGGUCUUCUACAGGAUAAGCUUUGUAAAGCGAACACAUGGCAAAGAGCACAGCCAACAACGGAUGUGAUUUCUCUUUUAUCUGAGAUACGAAUUGGCACAAUGAAAAAUGAGUGCUGGACAGGUAUACAAACAGCAAAUAUCCCAGCAGUCAUGGCUGCUGCUGCAGCAGCAUCUGGAGCUAACUUUAAACUGACAGAAGCCUUCAAUUUGGAGGUGCUCAGUACUGGCAUAGUCAGUGCGACAGUGAAGUGCAACCAUGCUGGAGAAAUUGCUGGCAUGAGAAGGUUAUAUAACAGCAUUGGUGGGUUUCAAUCUGGCACCACAACGGGUGGUUUUGGGAUUGGUAUUGGCCUGCAGAGGUUGAUCUCUGGAGCAUUUCCUCAACAACCACUAGCUGAGGAUGAUUCAUUUAACGGCAUGUUACUUGCCAAGUUUGUACGGAUGCUUCAGCAAUUUGUUAAUAUUUCAGAAAAAGGUGGGGAUGUGGACAAGCUGCAUUUUCGUGAAACCUGUUCUCAGGCAACUGCUUUACUUCUGUCAAAUCUGGGCUCUGAUUCAAAAUCAAACAUAGAGGGCUUCUCACAACUUCUCCGUCUUCUGUGUUGGUGUCCAGCUUACAUUUCUACACCAGACGCAAUGGAAACUGGUGUUUUCAUCUGGACUUGGUUAGUUUCUGCUGCGCCUGAGCUGGGAUCUCUUGUUCUUGCGGAACUUGUUGAUGCCUGGCUAUGGACAAUUGAUACUAAACGUGGUCUUUUUGCAUCUGAUGUGAAGUAUUCUGGACCUGCUGCAAAAUUAAGGCCUCAUCUUUCACCUGGAGAGCCAGAAGGGCAGCCUGAAAUUGAUCCUGUUGAACAAAUAGUUGCUCAUAGAAUAUGGCUUGGAUUUUUUAUUGACCGUUUCGAGGUAGUUCGUCAUAAUAGUGUUGAGCAACUCUUGCUUCUUGGUAGAAUGUUACAAGGGACAACAAAGCUCCCUUGGAAUUUUUCUCGCCAUCCUGCAGCUGCUGGUACAUUUUUCACUGUUAUGCUUCUUGGGCUCAAGUUCUGCUCAUGCCAAUCCCAGGGCAAUCUGCACAAUUUUAAAACAGGGCUUCAGCUUCUGGAAGACCGUAUUUAUCGGGCUUCUUUGGGCUGGUUUGCAUAUGAGGCUGAAUGGUAUGACAUAAAUAAUAUAAAUUUUUCCCAGAGUGAGGCUCAAUCUGUCUCUGUGUUUGUUCACUACCUUUCAAAUGAGAGAGUAGAUGGAGGCCAAUCUGAUUCAAAAGUACGAGGCCGUGAAAAUGGGAGUACUCUGGUUGAUGCGAACCAUCAAUAUCAUCCUGUCUGGGGUCAGAUGGAGAACUACGCUGUGGGAAGGGAAAAGAGGAAGCAGUUACUUCUGAUGCUAUGUCAGCAUGAGGCUGAUAGGCUUGAAGUUUGGGCUCAACCUACUAAUUCAAAGGAUAGUACAUCUUCCCGGUCAAAAAUUAGCUCGGAGAAAUGGAUUGAAUAUGCUAGGACUGCCUUUUCUGUGGAUCCUCGGAUUGCUUUGUCCUUGGCCUCAAGGUUCCCAACCAAUAUGUUUCUGAAGGCUGAAGUAACCCAUUUGGUUCAGUCAAAUAUAUUGGAUAUCCGUGGCAUUCCUGAAGCAUUGCCGUAUUUUGUUACCCCAAAGGCAGUGGAUGAGAAUUCAGCACUUUUGCAACAAUUGCCGCACUGGGCUGCUUGUUCUAUCACGCAAGCUCUUGAAUUCCUUACUCCUGCUUAUAAGGGGCAUCCACGUGUCAUGGCAUAUGUUCUUAGGGUUUUGGAGUCUUACCCUCCUGAAAAAGUUACUUUCUUCAUGCCACAGUUAGUUCAGUCUCUGCGAUAUGAUGAUGCGAGGUUAGUGGAAGGAUAUUUGCUUAGAGCAGCUCAAAGAAGUGAUUUAUUUGCCCAUAUUUUAAUCUGGCAUUUACAGGGGGAGACGUGUGUACCAGAAUCAGGGAAAGAAGCUAUCUCUGGGAAGAAUACAUCUUUUUAUGAACUUUUGCCACUGGUUAGGGACCGCAUUAUUGAUGGUUUCUCUCCGAAGGCACUUGAGUUGUUUAAAAGAGAAUUCGAUUUCUUUGACAAGGUCACAUCUAUUUCUGGUGUACUUUUUCCUCUUCCCAAGGACGAAAGGCGAGCUGGUAUCCGGAGGGAGUUAGAGAAAAUUGAAGUGGAUGGAGAAGACCUGUAUCUGCCAACUGCUCCUUCUAAGCUUGUUAGGGGAAUUCAGGUGGACAGCGGAAUUCCCUUGCAGUCUGCAGCAAAAGUUCCUAUCAUGAUUACGUUUAAUGUGGUUGAUCGGUAUGGGGACCCCAAUGAUGUGAAGCCACAGGCUUGCAUUUUCAAGGUUGGAGAUGAUUGUCGUCAAGAUGUUCUUGCACUUCAAGUGAUUGCUCUUCUUAGUGACAUAUUCAAAGCAGUUGGAAUUAAUCUUUAUUUGUAUCCCUAUGGUGUACUCCCGACUGGCCCAGAAAGAGGCAUAAUCGAGGUUGUGCCUAAUACACGGAGCAGAAGCCAGAUGGGUGAAACAACUGAUGGUGGCCUGUAUGAGAUUUUUCAGCAGGACCAUGGGCCUGUCGGCACUCCUAGUUUUGAAGCUGCACGCGAGAAUUUCAUCAUAAGUAGUGCUGGUUAUGCAGUCGCCAGCCUUCUACUUCAACCAAAGGACCGGCACAAUGGGAAUCUUUUAUUUGACAAUGUGGGGAGACUUGUCCAUAUAGAUUUUGGUUUCAUCUUGGAAACUUCCCCAGGUGGAAACAUGCGGUUUGAAAGUGCACACUUUAAGCUCAGCCAUGAAAUGACACAACUAUUAGACCCUUCAGGAGUUAUGAAGAGUGAUACCUGGCACCAAUUUGUGAGCUUGUGCGUGAAGGGAUACCUUGCGGCACGAAGAUAUAUGGAUGGAAUCAUCAACACGGUGUUGUUAAUGCUUGAUAGUGGACUUCCUUGCUUCAGCAGAGGCGAUCCCAUUGGAAAUCUUCGCAAGAGAUUCCAUCCUGAAAUGAGCGAGCGUGAGGCAGCCAAUUUCAUGAUUCAUGUUUGCACAGAUGCUUACAACAAGUGGACUACCGCUGGGUAUGACUUGAUACAGUAUCUGCAGCAGGGCAUUGAGAAGUAGAAAAAGACGUUUUUGGAGCUCGACUUCAUUUUGUACAUGGUUGUGUGUAAGUUGUAGGUUUCUUUUUUUUUUUUUUUUUUUUUUUUUAAUUUUAUAUUUAUAUAUAUUUUUAUAAUAUUGUCUUAUGGCUGCGAUUUUUCCGAGGGAUUUCCACUUUACUAGAGAGGAUUGUAUAAACGGGAUAGAACUUAAUUUGAGUUCUUUUGUAUUCGGUAGUGGGAUUCCUCUUGAGGUUUGUAAAAAAACAGUCCGUGAUUAUUAUUUAUAAAUGGAAUCCAACAAUUAUUUUGUUGGUCGGCCCAACUGGAACAAA
Molecule: messenger RNA, 6937 nt
Organism: Ziziphus jujuba (common jujube)
Lineage: Eukaryota; Viridiplantae; Streptophyta; Magnoliopsida; Rosales; Rhamnaceae
Product: phosphatidylinositol 4-kinase alpha 1
Exons: 26
Coding region: 490-6624 (2044 amino acids)
Biological process (GO): phosphatidylinositol phosphate biosynthetic process; phosphatidylinositol-mediated signaling
Cellular component (GO): cytoplasm; plasma membrane
Molecular function (GO): 1-phosphatidylinositol 4-kinase activity
Source: RefSeq, a predicted model, not a curated record